Andrographis paniculata is the source of this 1161-nucleotide messenger RNA. Its product is annotated as expansin-A2-like. Gene Ontology annotation, cellular component: extracellular region. The transcript is spliced from 2 exons. NCBI's taxonomy places the organism in Eukaryota, Viridiplantae, Streptophyta, Magnoliopsida, Lamiales, Acanthaceae. The record is from RefSeq and is a predicted model, not a curated record. Gene Ontology annotation, biological process: plant-type cell wall organization. Bases 77 to 844 code for a protein of 255 amino acids.
CCAUUUUGCACCAACCAACUAACCAAGUCUCAAAGCUACAAAUCCUUUACUACCUAUACGUACAUUAAUCUCUCUAAUGGAAGCCAUUCUCAUUCCCAAAAAUUCUCUACUACUACUACUACUACUACUAACGGUCUUCUUGCUCAAGAGGGCUUAUGCCGAUUACGGCGGUUGGGAGAGCGCUCACGCAACUUUUUAUGGAGGCGGUGAUGCUUCCGGCACAAUGGGAGGUGCCUGUGGCUACGGUAACUUAUACAGUCAAGGCUACGGUACAAACACAGCAGCGCUAAGUACCGCUCUAUUCAACAACGGGUUGACAUGCGGGGCCUGCUACGAGCUGACCUGCUCGAGCGACCCGCGGUGGUGCCUCGCCGGCACCAUCACCGUCACCGCCACCAAUUUCUGCCCGCCCAACCCCUCCCUGCCCAACGACAACGGCGGGUGGUGCAACCCGCCCCGGCAGCACUUCGACCUGGCAGAGCCGGCCUUCUUGCAAAUCGCGCAAUACAGAGCUGGAAUCGUUCCGGUCUCUUUCCGACGAGUGCCGUGCCGGAAGAAGGGCGGCAUAAGGUUUACGAUCAACGGCCACUCCUACUUCAAUUUAGUCCUGGUGACCAAUGUCGGCGGGGCAGGCGACGUCCACGCCGUGUCGAUUAAAGGAUCGAGAACGGGAUGGCAGCCGAUGUCGAGAAAUUGGGGGCAGAAUUGGCAGAGUAACUCGCUACUUAACGGACAAAGCUUGUCGUUUCAGGUCACCGCCAGCGACGGCCGGACAGUCGCCAGCUACAAUGCGGCACCCGCCGGUUGGCAUUUCGGACAAACAUUUGAAGGAGGACAGUUUUAAGGACUAAGAGCAUCUAUCUCAUCUUCCCGAUCAAAUUUGGAUUCUUCGUACGUUUUUCUGCAAAUUUUUGGAGCUGUGGUGAAAGAGUUCGCACCCGCUUGGGCCUAAAUGGGAAAUCUAAAUUAUUUAUAUAUAUAUAUAUGUAUGUAUGUAUGUAUUGUAUUGUAUUGUAUUGUGGUCAUCUUCUUCACAAUGUGUUGAAGUUACAGGGUUGGUUCUUGUUUGAUUUUAUUGGUUUCUGGUGGUGGUGAGCAAAUUUAAAGAAGCCACUAAGUUUGUGUAAUUGAACAUUGUAAUAUAUUUGCACUUUUUCGUAA